AUGGGCAGCAAUAAGACUGCUAUUAUGGAUUUUUUUUUGCUUGGACUUCAGCAGUACAACAACCAGAAAUUCCUUGUAUUCUUUGUGCUGCUCAUCAUGCACAUUACAACUUUAACUGGGGAUCUUAUGAUUAUUCUUCUGGUAUCAACAAGCCAACGACUCCAGUCCCCAAUGUACUACUUCCUCAAGCACCUAUCAAUAUCAGAAAUCAUGUUUACUACUAAUAUUGUUCCUAAUAUGCUCUAUAUUAUAUUGAAGGAAGGGAACUCCAUGACAAUUGUCUGUUGUUUCAUCCAGUUUUACAUAUUCAUUGCAUCAGGUAGUAUAGAGUCUCUUCUUCUUACAAUUAUGUCAUAUGAUCGAUACUUGGCCAUCUGUAACCCAUUGCGCUACUCCUACCUGAUGAACCUCCAGAUAUGCCAGACUUUGGUGUCAUGUUCUUGGUUGCUUUGUUUCUUGCUAGUGUUGAUAACUGUAAUAUUAUUAUGCCAAUUGCAGUUCUGUGCCUCCAAUAUCAUUGACCACUAUUUCUGUGAUUUGGAACCAAUUCUAGAACUCUCUUGCUCCGACACCUCAUUUGUGAGAACAGCAGUUCUGGUGCUUUCCAUUCCUACAGUAAUCACAGCCUUUACAUUCAUUAUAAUCACUUACAUAUGUAUCUUUUACACUGUUCUUAGAAUCUCCUCCUCUGCAGGCAGACACAAGGCCUUCUCAACCUGCAGUGCCCACCUCACCUCUGUGUGCUCUUAUUAUGGCCCUCUCAUAAUCAUUUAUGUUGUACCAUACAGAGGAAGCUCAUUAAAUGCAAACAAGUUAUUAUCUUUACUGUAUACAGUUGUCACACCAUUAAUCAAUCCAAUAAUCUACAGCCUGAGGAACCAGGAAAUUCGAGAAGUUCUGGCUACAUUUUGGAGCACCAAAUGGUCUAAAACACAUUGA
Messenger RNA from Xenopus laevis (African clawed frog), 939 nucleotides. RefSeq names its product olfactory receptor 5V1. NCBI's taxonomy places the organism in Eukaryota, Metazoa, Chordata, Amphibia, Anura, Pipidae. The record is from RefSeq and is a predicted model, not a curated record. The transcript has a single exon. The coding region runs from base 1 to 939 and encodes 312 amino acids.